AUGCUUCUUCCUCCUACAACACAGUCUGAAAACACCAGAAGAUGUAUUGAGACGUCCUCAGAUACGGAGAUGUUACCGUAAAAACGAUCGGGCCUCUCUCUUGUCUCUUACAGCUGUAAACCAGCCGGUGAUGAUAGAUUAUUUCCAGAGAUGUAGCCGAGGCUGCACACCUCCGUUACUUGGAAACUGUCAGAAAAAAAAUUCUGCGGAAAGUUUUUCUCUCUUUGAGAUGGAAGAAAGUUUGAGACAAAGCGGUUGCCACGGCCCUGUUUUGUGAUAAUGGAGGAAGUCAGGCUCUGAGAGACACAAUGUCUUGGGGGGAGUUCAUCGAGCUCCGUGACCUGAGGUCGGACAGAGAGCAGAUAGAGCUGACCGGAUCACGCUCGCCCUGCUCGCCUCCACGCCUGGAAAGAACAAACGCCCUGAGAAUCAGCCCGGGGAAGGUGCCAGACCUGUUGAGCCGGGUGGGCAUCAUCCGAGUCCUGAGCAGCACCCAGGACCCCCAGCUCCCUGAGGAGAAGGGAGAGGGACACAACUUCCAGCCUUGCAGCCACGCUCAGCCCACGUGGUGUGACUUGUGUGGAGACUUCAUCUGGGGACUUUACAAGCAGAGCCUGCGGUGUGUCAAUUGUAGAUUCACAUGCCAUUACCGCUGUCGUGCACUGAUCCGGCUGGACUGCAGCUGGGACCGAGGCCCUCUGACUGACCACACAUGUGUUGUGGAGCACACGGUAGAAACAGACACAAAUGUGGAUGAAAAAGUCGAAUGGGGAAAGCAGGAGCUGACAACUGCAGAUAUUCAGCAGAAGGUGAAGGAAUACAACGCUCAAAUCAACAGCAAUCUGUUCAUGAACAUGAACAAGGAUGGUUCAUACACUGGCUUCGUAAAAGUGCAGUUCAAGUUGGCCCGCCCCGUGUCUGUUACACCUCCAAAGAAAGGAGGUCACGACGCUGGAGGGAAGAAGGCGAGUGGAGUGAAACGUCGUACCUCUUUCUACCUGCCAAAGGACGCAUCCAAGCACCUGCACAUAAGCUCACGCACUUCUGCUCGUGAAGUCAUCGAGGCUUUGCUGAAAAAGUUCACCGUGGUGGACAAUCCUGGCAAGUUUGCUCUGUUUGAGCGCAGCGAGCGCCAUGACCAAGUUUACAUUCGCAAGCUGUCUGACGAUGAACGUCCUCUCCGCCUGCGUCUGUGCUCUGGGCCCAAUGAGAAGGUCCUCAGCUUUGUUCUCAAAGAGAAUGAAACUGGAGAAGUCAAUUGGCAUGCCUUCUCCAUGCCUGAGCUGAAGAACUUCCUGCGCAUUCUGCAGCGUGAAGAGGAGGAACACGUGAAGCAGAUAGUGCAGCGAUACGCUCUCGCCCGCACUAAAAUGCAGGAGGCUUUGGCUGGCUCGACCCCCGGCUGAAACGUCUCCGGCGUCGAAGGGGUUUGAACGUGCACCUCUUGGCUCGGCAAUCAUCGGAAGAUGAUGACCAGUCAUCGCUGCAUCCAAAGAUCCCAGAGAUACAUAACUAAAAAAAAAACGCCUCUUGGGUGAACGAGAGAGUGAGACAGGGCGCAAGACAAUGAGAGAGAGCUAGCGCGAAUGUGCGUGUGAAAUGAUGCGAGAGAAGUGCCUUACACCUGGAGAGUCUGAUGUGCCUGAGCGAAUGAGUUGAGAGAAGUGAAGACUGGCAGAUGAGACGGGUCGUAUCCAGUAAUGUCUUUUUAUUAUUGGGUACCAUCAGAUUAUCCCCAGUGCCUCAGCUGUGUCACUUUUAACUUUAAAGAACAUGCCAGUUCUGGCAUUUUUAGGUAUAAAUCGUGUCGAUUUUAUACAUUCAGAAAUCCAAGUUGAACCCUGUGUUGUAAUUGAGCAGAUAAUCACAUCUGCGAGUUUCUUUUAUUUCUCUAUAAUACAAAAUUUGAAUUACUACCUUUCAAAAAACUACAUAAUCCAUAACCGUAAUGACAUUUUUUUCAGUUAUCCCGUUAGAAAGUUAAAGACACGUUUGUUGCUGAAAGGUAUUUGGAUUUUCGUUCGACCCUCACAGCGUCUGCCAUGUCGUCUCGACACCCCCUGAAUGGGUGCAACUCUUUUUUUUUUUUUUUUUUUCCUGUGUCAAAUUGUGAGCUUGACUGAUGUAUGGACAUUUGUAUGCAACUAUGAAUGUCAAGAGCGAGCAGUGUCGAAGUGAAGUCACUCUGGUUGACUGGAAUCAUGAAUGAAUAUUGGUAUACAUGUGUUUCACUGGAAGCUGUGCGUCAUUCCUUUUUUUAAUUAUUAAUAUCUGUGUUUUUUUCUUUCUGUCUCUUUCAAAGAAAAUGUCUGUCUUCUCAGUUCUUUGUGUCCGACUAUGCACAAACCUUCAAACUGUUCAGUAAAGAUCUUUCUAUUUCCAACAA
Larimichthys crocea (large yellow croaker) is the source of this 2386-nucleotide messenger RNA. RefSeq names its product ras association domain-containing protein 1. The transcript is spliced from 7 exons. The record is from RefSeq and is a predicted model, not a curated record. Bases 309 to 1406 code for a protein of 365 amino acids. Gene Ontology annotation, biological process: Ras protein signal transduction. Gene Ontology annotation, cellular component: nucleus; microtubule cytoskeleton. NCBI's taxonomy places the organism in Eukaryota, Metazoa, Chordata, Actinopteri, Sciaenidae.